AUGAAGUUCUACUGCAGGGCCCAGGGCACUGGGCUGUUAGACACGGCGCCCGAAGGAAGGCCUGGUGAGGUAGCAGAAGUGCACCAUCGUCAACAGUUUUGUCACUGGCCCUGUCAGUGCGCUCGCCAGAAGCCCAGCUGCCCUCCUGGAGUGAGCCUGGUGAGGGAUGGCUGUGGAUGCUGUAAAAUCUGUGCCAGGCAACCAGGGGACACCUGCAACGAAGCUGACCUCUGCGACCCCCACAAAGGGCUGUACUGUGACUACUCAGCAGACGGGCCUACGUACGAGACUGGAGUGUGUGCAUACCUUGUAGCUGUGGGAUGUGAGUUCAACAGGGUACAUUAUCAUAAUGGCCAAGUGUUUCAGCCCAAUCCCCUGUUUAGCUGCCUCUGUGUGAGUGGGGCCAUUGGAUGCACACCUCUGUUCAUACCAAAGCCGGCUGACAGGCACUGCUCUAGGGCUAAAGGUGGAAAGAAGACUGAUCAGUCAAAAUGUGGCCUGGGGUCAUCACAACAGCAGCUGUCAACAAGCUACAAAACAAUGCCAGAUGCAUGCCAAGCUUUUAACCUGCUUCCUGCGCUGAGGUCUUUAAACUGUUGUCUACCUUCCAGCUUAUAGGAAUCUCCCACUUAUUUGGAAAAGAAAAUGUCUUGUGCAAGCAACGAAGUGGACCCCUUG
Globicephala melas (long-finned pilot whale) is the source of this 678-nucleotide messenger RNA. RefSeq names its product cellular communication network factor 6 (gene CCN6). Gene Ontology annotation, cellular component: extracellular matrix; extracellular region. The record is from RefSeq and is a predicted model, not a curated record. Gene Ontology annotation, biological process: signal transduction; cell adhesion. Gene Ontology annotation, molecular function: integrin binding; heparin binding. Lineage: Eukaryota; Metazoa; Chordata; Mammalia; Artiodactyla; Delphinidae.